Messenger RNA from Suillus discolor, 411 nucleotides. RefSeq lists its product as uncharacterized. The transcript has a single exon. Lineage: Eukaryota; Fungi; Basidiomycota; Agaricomycetes; Boletales; Suillaceae. The annotation marks the transcript as partial. The record is from RefSeq and is a predicted model, not a curated record.
UGUAGAUUUCUAUUUCCUCAUGAGAUCGUAGAAGAAUCGUACUAUGACGCAACUAGCAAGUCAGUUGUGUUUAAGUGUCGCGAUGGCACCGUGAACUAUUUCAACCCUUACAUACUUGUGUUUUGUAGGCACAAUCAUGAUUUAAAGUGUAUCCUGUCUGGAAGAGCAGCUAAGGUAGCAAUGUUUUACAUUACAGACUACAUCACAAAGUCUGACCUCAAAACUCAUGAGAUGUUGUUGUUGUUAUCUCGAGCCAUCACACAGGUGUCCUCCCACCCUCAGGAUUCCGAGGUUGAGGGUGCCAAACAGCUACUGCAUAAGUGUGUGUCCCAGUACAUCAGGCAGCAGCAGAUCCAUGCACAGCAGGCCGUGCGAUAUCUAAGAGGUUUCAGUGAUGAUAUCCCCUUGCAU